This is a messenger RNA of Cavia porcellus (domestic guinea pig), 11166 nucleotides long. RefSeq names its product ubiquitin protein ligase E3 component n-recognin 3 (gene Ubr3). Gene Ontology annotation, biological process: protein ubiquitination; ubiquitin-dependent protein catabolic process via the N-end rule pathway. Gene Ontology annotation, cellular component: cytoplasm; ubiquitin ligase complex. Gene Ontology annotation, molecular function: zinc ion binding; ubiquitin protein ligase activity. NCBI's taxonomy places the organism in Eukaryota, Metazoa, Chordata, Mammalia, Rodentia, Caviidae. The record is from RefSeq and is a predicted model, not a curated record. The transcript has 40 exons. The coding region runs from base 3672 to 8777 and encodes 1701 amino acids.
GAGUGAGAGGGAAGGAGGAUCCAGUGCGCGUGGUAAGAGGGGAGGAUACUGGCGGAGUCUGUUGUGGAGCUGUCAGUUGUGUACUUGUUGGGAAAGGCUGGAAAGCUGUCAGCUUGUUUCUUGAGAACAGACUUGGGAAGUGGUUUGGAUUGACUGGGAGCGAGUGGUUUGGGGAAUUGAAUGGGGCCAAACGAUGAUCAGAGCUGGGGAGGUAGUCUUGGUUCUGCAGGAAAGGACGCUUGGGGAAAAGGCUUCUGAAUUUUCAGGGUAGCUGUCCGAGUGAGGAAAGGAGCUGAGCUGAGCGGAGUUGUCGGAGGAGGGAAGGGGAGGGGCCUGCAUGAAAAGUGGCUGUUGAGCUGUCAGUGAAGUAUUCGGUGUGCCCAAGUGACAUCUAGAAUUGAGCUACCGAUUCGUCAGUUACAGAAUACCCCUUCAUACUAGAAGAACAAACAAAACACUGAGCGAAUUACGAAUCAAAUGUUAGGUCCUCUCCAGAUGAGGUCACAUUAAUCACUGCCUAUGUGAAUAUCUGACUCGACAAACACAUUUUUGACAAGAGCUUGCAUUUUUAACAGGAAAGAAGCAUCAGGUGUUGGUACUUAAAACAAAAAGAAAACAUUCAGAGUUUGCAGUGAGUUAAAAGAGCCGCACAUGUAGGAUCUUGGCGUGGGACAGGGUGUCAGUGUCAGGGAAAAGUCCUGAGGAAAGAAAGCACUUUUGAAAAAAUGAUUUUGGCUGGGCAGUAGAUGAAAGGACAUUAGUAAAUUCAGUUAUUAUUUUUUAUAUUUAAUGAUAGAGUACAUAUAAAUUUAAAGAAAUGGACACUUCAUCUUUUUGGAAUGAUUUUAAGUUGCUGUUAUUCUAACGUAUUUUUACUUAUUAUGUUCAAGUAAGAAACCUUGAAUAUUUAAAAUGAACGAUGUUGACCUGUCCCUUAGUCUACUAAUGCUAGUGUAGAAAGUGAUAACUUCCUUAAAUAGUGUGGAAGUUAGAGGAGAUGGAGGGGGCUUCUGUGAACGGGGAAUAAGAAAAUGGUUUUAGAAGGAAAAUGUUUGGCUAACGACCAUAAUAAAUGCAGGUAACAUUUGAGAUCUGGAAAUGUAUGCCUAUGCCUGACAUUUAGCAUUUGAAAAAUAUUGAAUAAAAUAUUCAUAUAGUGAAAAAAGCCUCAAUCUUAUAAUAAAAAAUACAGUUUGACUUUUUCCUAUCUGCUCAGUUUAUUUUCUUAGUGCAGGACAAACAGGGUUAACUGUGUUUCCAAAUUUGUUGUCUCUUUUUAUGUAAAAGGUAACAUACAUUGCAGUCUGCUACAUCUUGUUUUUCAUUUAGAUAUAUUUUCAUGUUAGUGUCCUCAUUUUGUUCUGUAAAGGCUGCUGUAUGAUAUUCCCUGAAUUUGCCAAUCUUAAAGUUUUGGUAGGCAUUUAAAGGUUUCCAGCAUAGAAUAAGAUGGUAUGCCUACGUUUUUGCACCUGUGCAACAAUAUCAAUGGAAUAAAUUCUUAAAGUGGACUUUCUAAAUUGUCUUCCAUAGGUACUAAGCACUAUAUGAGCUGCCUGUUUUUCAAUAGCCAUAUUAACAGUGUUAUUAAAACUGAACUUUUAUCCAUUUAUUUGUUUAAAAGCAGUUGAAUGUAACUGCUUUACAUGAUUUAGUUCAUUUAAUCUUUAGCAGUUUUGAGGUAGCUGCUUUUAUUUUCAUUUUACGGAAAAGGAAAGUUGACCACAGAAUUUAAAAAUUUGAUCAAGUUGUUCCAAUUGCUCAUGUUUGUAAUCUCAGCUACUGAGAGAGGCUGAGGUAGGAUGAUCAUAAGUUCAAGUCUGGGCAACAUAGCAAGAAUGUGUCUCAAAAUAAAAUAAAAAAGGACUGGGGAUGUAGCUCAGCACUCCUUGGAUUCCAUCUCUGGCAGUGCAAAUAACCCCCACCCAAACAAACAAAAAACUUGCUGAAGAUCACACUGGUGGUAAGCAAGGCUUGCUAUCCCGAGUGUAACUGCGCAACCACUUCUUUCUUCUGCCUCUACUAAAUAAUACCCCCUCCUUCUUCAGUGAUGCUAGGAAUCAAACCCAGAGCCUUAUUCUCAGGACUUUCUGUGUGCUAGGCAAGCGCUGUACUUCUGAGCUAUAUUCCCAGCCCUGUCAGUGAGUUUCUUUGAAUGCCGUCAUGUGUGGAUUUAGGGCAUCUAGGCUACAUCCUAGUUUUGUGACAUUUGUCUUUACUAAAAUUUCAAUAGAGCUCAUUUUCUUCCACAGUGGCUGUCCAUGAGUUGGUAAAUAGUAUUUGAUGAUUUAUUAUCUCUUUCUGAAAUACAGAGCCCUUGUUUUGUACAUGCCAGAAUUGCCAUGCUCAGUUUCAUAAGGGGCAAGGGUUAAAAAAGAAAUGGUAUUGUAGCUAUGUAAUUAUUUUGAAGUUUUUGUAGUUCCUUGAGUUGGUUAGAAUGGUUGUGGGCUAUGUACUUAAUCCACUGCCUUAUAGAGAGAUAUUUUAAUGUUGGCCAGCAGAACAAAGUAAAAUUCUGUUUGCGGAAUCUUUUUAGAAUUGGAAAUCCAUAAGUUAUAAUGGUGUCCUGGGUAAACAAACUGCUUUUCCAGCAUGUGCAAAAUUAAUUUAACUUUUUAAGUUUUUAUGUUAAAAGACAACCUCUUUAGGUUGUGAAAAACAGAAGCUAUUUUUUUUCUUUUUGUACCGGGGAUCAAACUCACAACCUUAUGCUUGCCAGGCAGGUGCCUGUGCCACUGAGCUAAAUCCUCAGCCAGAAGCUGUUUUUAUUUGGGGGGUAUUCUAAUGGCCAUAAAAGUUCGUAAAUUUCAUUAGUUUCACAGGAGGGAUUCCAUUUUUUUCCCCUCUGUGUUUGUGUUUACACUUGUUUUUAUUAAUAGUGUAAUUGUUUUCAGUACUAAAAAUUAUAUGCAAGGCCUUUUCUUAUACUGUGGAAACUCCUUACCAUUGAGUUAUACCCCCAGCCCUUUCAGCUGUGUUCUUAGUAAAAGAAGAAAUUGUGCUGUAGCUUAAUCCUUUGUAUGUGUCAGACUAUGGUGGUAGAGUAUUAUAUGAUUGAAGAUGGUCUGUUACAACUGUAUUAAUACUUAAUUUUCAAAUUUGCAGUUAUAGAAAUAUGAGGGUUGAGUUAAUUAGUAGUAGUGUUGGUAUAAUCAGUAUAGUGAUAUUGUUAGAUACACAAAAGAAAAAAUUGAGGAUUCAUUUGUGAGAUGAUGUUAUAAAGGUUAUGGAGACUAUCAGUGACUAUGUAUAACAACAUAGUUUUUCUAGGGGUGGGGAAUCCAACCAAAGCUUCACACAUAUUAGAUACAUGCUCUCCCUCUGAACUGCAUGCCCAGUGAUAAACAGUAUAAUUUUAUUACUAGUGACUAAGUAUAAUCAUUGUUGCAAAUGGUUGAUACAUGGCUAAACUAAACAAAAUGAAACAAAGCAAAACAAAACAGUGUGAUGGAAAAUCUAAUGUCUGACUGUCUUGGUUUGGGCUCUGAUGGGAUAAUAAUCAGAAAUGAGAUUUUAAACAUUUAGUUUUCAAAUUUAAUGCAGAGCUUGACUAUUUUCUUUCUUUUUUUUUUGGUGCCGGGGAUCGAACUCAUGACCUCAUACUUACCAGGUUUUGCAAAAGGCAUCAAAUUAAAUCAAGUUCAAAUGUCCCCUGUGUCCCCAAAGAUUUACUGAUGAUGUCUGAAUUUGUUCUUCCAAGAUUUAUUUUUUGUCUUAUUCAGUACUUAAGAGAAGGCUAUAAUGAACCAGCAGCCGAUAUACCAUCAGAAAAAGACCUUAACAAAGUCCUUCAGCUUUUGGAACCUCAGAUUUCCUUUUUAGAAGACCUAACUAAAAUGGGAGGAGCAAUGAGGUCUGUUCUUACUCAGGUUUUGACAAACCAACAAAACUACAAAGAUCUGACUUCUGGUCUUGGAGAAAAUGCUUGUGCAAAGAAGAGUCAUGAAAAGUACCUGAUAGCUUUGAAGAGCUCUGGACUCACAUAUCCUGAGGAUAAGCUUGUGUAUGGCAUGCAGGAGCCAUCUGCUGGUACUAGUACUCUGGGUGUUCAAGGUUUUGCAGGUGCAACAGGAACGUUGGGGCAAGCAGAUUCUUCAGAUGAGGAGGAUCAGGAUGGGAGUCAAGGCCUGGGCAAGAGAAAGAGGGUAAAACUAAGCAGUGGUACCAAAGAUCAAUCCAUAAUGGAUGUUUUAAAACAUAAAAGUUUUCUAGAAGAACUGUUGUUUUGGACAAUAAAGUAUGAGUUCCCUCAGAAGAUGGUAACUUUCUUACUCAACAUGCUUCCAGAUCAAGAAUAUAAGGUUGCUUUUACAAAAACUUUUGUUCAGCAUUAUGCUUUCAUUAUGAAAACACUGAAGAAAAGUCAUGAAUCGGACACAAUGUCCAACAGAAUUGUGCAUAUUAGUGUUCAAUUGUUUAGCAAUGAGGAACUAGCCAGACAGGUGACAGAAGAAUGUCAGCUGCUGGACAUUAUGGUCACUGUGCUAUUAUACAUGAUGGAAAGUUGCCUUAUUAAAAGUGAGCUGCAAGAUGAAGAAAAUAGUUUACAUGUGGUAGUGAAUUGUGGAGAAGCAUUAUUGAAGAAUAACACUUACUGGCCUCUUGUUAGUGAUUUUAUUAAUAUUCUUUCUCAUCAAAGUGUGGCUAAGAGAUUUUUGGAGGACCAUGGUUUGUUGGUUACAUGGAUGAACUUUGUAUCUUUCUUUCAAGGUAUGAACUUAAACAAGCGAGAACUAAAUGAACACGUGGAGUUUGAGUCUCAGACCUACUAUGCUGCGUUUGCUGCUGAACUGGAGGCCUGUGCACAGCCAAUGUGGGGACUCUUAUCGCACUGUAAAGUCAGGGAAACCCAGGAAUAUACCCGAAAUGUUGUAAGAUACUGCCUUGAAGCGCUUCAAGACUGGUUUGAUGCUAUUAAUUUUGUAGAUGAGCCAGCACCUAACCAAGUUACUUUUCACCUGCCACUACAUCGUUACUAUGCCAUGUUUUUGAGUAAGGCUGUGAAAUGUCAAGAAUUGGAUUUGGAUUCUGUUUUACCAGAUCAGGAAAUGUUAAUGAAAUUAAUGAUUCACCCACUCCAAAUUCAAGCAAGUCUUGCUGAAAUCCACAGCAAUAUGUGGGUAAGAAAUGGUUUGCAAAUCAAAGGGCAAGCUAUGACCUAUGUCCAGUCUCAUUUCUGUAAUUCUAUGAUUGAUCCUGACAUUUACCUAUUACAGGUUUGUGCUUCUAGACUUGACCCAGAUUAUUUUAUAUCAUCAGUCUUUGAAAGAUUUAAGGUGGUAGAUUUAUUGACAAUGGCAUCACAACAUCAAAAUACAGUACUUGAUGCGGAGCAUGAGAGAUCCAUGUUAGAAGGCGCUCUUACGUUCCUUGUGAUUCUUUUGAGUCUUCGUUUACAUUUAGGAAUGUCUGAUGAUGAGAUUCUCAGGGCUGAGAUGGUAGCCCAGCUGUGCAUGAAUGACAGGACACAUAGCUCAUUGCUGGACCUCAUUCCAGAGAAUCCCAAUCCCAAAAGUGGCAUCAUCCCAGGCAGUUAUAGCUUUGAGUCAGUUUUAUCAGCCGUAGCCGAUUUUAAGGCUCCUGUUUUUGAACCUGGAGGUUCCAUGCAACAAGGCAUGUAUACUCCCAAAGCGGAAGUCUGGGAUCAGGAGUUUGACCCUGUCAUGGUCAUUCUUCGAACAGUGUACCGCAGAGAUGUGCAGUCUGCGAUGGACAGAUACACAGCAUUUUUAAAACAGAGUGGAAAAUUCCCUGGAAAUCCCUGGCCUCCUUAUAAGAAAAGGACAUCACUUCAUCCUAGCUAUAAAGGUCUCAUGAGACUUUUGCACUGUAAAACUUUGCACAUUGUGCUAUUCACUCUACUUUACAAGAUUUUGAUGGAUCAUCAAAAUCUGUCAGAACAUGUACUCUGCAUGGUCUUGUAUCUGAUUGAAUUAGGACUUGAAAAUUCAGCUGAAGAUGAAUCAGAUGAAGAGAUAUCAGUGGAUGGACCAGAACGUUGUCAUGACAGUUGGUUUCCUGGGAGUAACUUAGUAUCAAACAUGCGACACUUUAUAAAUUAUGUGAGAGUGAGAGUUCCGGAGACUGCUCCUGAAGUGAAGAGAGACCCACCUGCAAGUACGAGCUCUGAUAGUUUGGGUUCUUUACAACGUUCGCGACCACCUAAAGUUCUUCAGAGAGAGAAUUCUGGGACAGCUCAAGUUUUCAGCUUAGUAGCAGAGCGCAGAAAGAAAUUUCAGGAGAUCAUCAAUCGCAGUACCAGUGAAGCAAAUCAGGUGGUUCGUCCUAAAACUUCAAAUAAAUGGUCUGCUCCUGGUUCACCUCCCCAGUUAACAACAGCCAUUUUGGAAAUUAAAGAAAGUAUAUUGUCUUUGCUUAUUAAACUUCACCACAAACUCUCAGGGAAACAAAACUCUUACUAUCCUCCGUGGCUUGAUGACAUCGAAGUUUUAAUUCAACCAGAAAUUCCUAAAUAUAGUCAUGGAGAUGGUAUAACUGCAGUAGAAAGAAUUUUACUAAAAGCUGCAUUGCAAAGCAGAAUGAACAAACGCAUCAUUGAAGAGAUAUGUAGAAAAGUGACUCCGCCUGUUCCGCCCAAAAAAAUCACUGCAGCAGAGAAGAAAACUCUGGACAAAGAAGAAAGGCGACAGAAGGCUAGAGAGAGGCAGCAGAAAUUACUUGCAGAAUUUGCUUCACGACAGAAAAGCUUUAUGGAAACUGCAAUGGAUGUUGAUUCUUCUGAGAAUGACAUUCCUAUGGAAAUCACCACAGCAGAACCACAAGUUUCUGAGGCAAUAUAUGAUUGUGUCAUAUGUGGACAGAGCGGCCCUUCCUCUGAAGACCGACCUACUGGGCUGGUUGUACUAUUACAAGCAUCCUCAGUUUUAGGACAGUGCCGUGAUAAUGUUGAGCCAAAAAAGUUGCCAGUCACUGAAGAAGAACAGAUUUACCCUUGGGACACAUGUGCAGCAGUGCAUGAUGUGAGGCUUUCAUUGUUACAGCGUUAUUUUAAGGAUAGUUCUUGUCUUUUGGCAGUAUCAAUUGGCUGGGAAGGAGGUGUUUAUGUACAAACCUGUGGCCACACCUUACAUAUAGAUUGUCAUAAAUCUUAUAUGGAAUCAUUACGGAAUGACCAGGUUCUUCAGGGCUUCUCGGUGGACAAAGGAGAAUUCACCUGUCCUCUCUGUAGACAGUUUGCUAACAGUGUUCUUCCUUGUUAUCCUGGGAGCAAUGUGGAAAAUAACCUUUGGCAGCGUCCUAAUAACAAAAGCAUAAAAGACCUCAUAAAGGAAGUGGAGGAGCUGCAGGGACGGCCGGGAGCUUUCCCAGUAAGCAUCAGUUCAGAAACCAACUUAAGUAAGGAAAUGGAGUCUGUAAUGAAAGAUAUAAAAAAUACAACUCAGAAGAAAUACAGAGACUAUAGCAAGACUCCGGGCUCACCAGACAAUGAUUUUCUUUUUAUGUACUCUGUUGCUAGAACCAAUUUGGAACUUGAAUUGAUUCAUAGAGGAGGCAAUUUGUGUUCUGGUGGUGCAAGCACAGCUGGCAAAAGGUCUUGUUUAAAUCAGCUGUUCCAUGUGUUAGCCUUGCACAUGCGACUUUAUACCAUUGACUCUGAAUAUAAUCCCUGGAAAAAGCUCACCCAGUUAGCAGAAGAUGUGAAUUCACAGUUGGGAAGUGAAGAACAUCAGCCUGAAGUUCCAAUUCUUUAUCAUGAUGUAACAUCUCUUUUGCUCAUCCAAAUCUUAAUGAUGCCACAACCCUUACACAAAGAACACUUUACCUGCAUUGUGAAGGUGCUCUUCACCCUGCUCUACACACAGGCGCUUGCAGCACUUUCAGUGAAAUGCAGUGAGGAAGACAGGUCAGCCUGGAAACACAUGGGAGCUCUCAGAAAGAAUACAUGUGAUGCUGAAAAGACUUACGAAGCGUUAUUGAGCUUUGUCAUAAGUGAACUAUCUAAAGGAAAAUUAUACCAUGAAGAAGGGACUCAAGAAUGUUCAAUGGUUAGUCCUAUUGCUUGGUCGCCUGAAUCCAUGGAAAAAUACUUACAAGACUUCUGCUUACCUUUCCUUAGAAUCACCAGCCUUCUUCAGCACCACCUUUUUGGGGAAGAUUUACCUAGUUGCCAGGAAGAAGAAGAAUUUUCAAUUCUUGCCAGCUGCCUGGGACUUCUGCCAACAUUUUACCAAACAGAACAUCCAUUCAUCAGUGCCUCCUGUCUGGAUUGGCCAGUUCCAGCAUUUGAUAUUAUAACUCAGUGGUGUUUUGAGAUAAAAUCAUUUACGGAAAGACAUGCAGAACAAGGAAAGGCCUUGCUUAUCCAAGAGUCAAGAUGGAAGUUACCGCACCUAUUACAGUUGCCUGAGAAUUACAAUACCAUUUUUCAGUACUACCACAGGAAAACCUGUAGUGUCUGCACCAAGGUUCCUAAAGACCCGGCUGUUUGCCUUGUUUGUGGUACUUUCGUGUGCCUCAAAGGACUUUGCUGCAAACAACAAAGUUACUGUGAAUGUGUACUGCAUUCUCAAAACUGUGGUGCUGGAACAGGGAUUUUCCUUUUGAUCAAUGCGUCAGUGAUUAUCAUUAUUCGAGGUCACCGCUUCUGCCUCUGGGGUUCCGUGUAUUUGGAUGCUCAUGGAGAAGAAGACCGGGAUCUUAGGCGAGGCAAGCCUCUCUACAUUUGUAAGGAAAGAUACAAAGUUCUUGAACAACAGUGGAUUUCUCAUACUUUUGAUCACAUCAAUAAAAGAUGGGGUCCACAUUAUAAUGGACUAUGACUUACCACCUCAGCAUUUCAUAUCAUCAUUUUCAUUAGGAAUUUAUUUUAUCACAAUAAGCUUUAACUUAAUUUAGGGGAUUAAUGCUUUUGCUGAAGGAAAAAAAACAUACAUUAUGAAGCCUUUUCAAAAUUAGGUGCUUGGUAAUCACAUUAAUGGUAUAAUAAUUUUUUUAAAGUACCUGGAAAACUUAACAAAUAAGUUAAAUCAUUCUUUAGUGGUCAUUUUUUUAAGUGCACAAUUAAUAAAAAGCACAAUAUGUCCACAAAAUCAUUCAGAAAUGAUUCCCCCAACAGAGCAUAUCAGCUAUUUAUUGACACUUAGAGUGGGUGUGAUUUAUUUGAAGUUUUACUGUUUUUUCGAUCUGUAUUUUAAUUUGCAUCGCCUAAACAUAAUGUAUCUUUUUUCUCUGCCAUUCUUGUUUGAUUUGAGGUUUUUGCUGUAUGUAAUUAGAAAAAAAUGUAAAACAUGAUUUAUGUGAAAUAUUGUAUAGUAAAAGUUGGUCUGAUAGUAGAACUUUAAAAUUUUUUCUUAUUGUGAGGAUCUGUUAAAAGUUUAAGGCUUUGCUGAAAACUUAAUUCAUUCUCAGGAAUUUCAUAAAUAUUUUCCCCAGGUAAAUAAUUAAAAUAGCUGUAAAAUAAGUAGAUAGCUGCUGUUAAUAUAAUACAGUACAUGGUGGGGGGUAUGUGUGUGGUUAGGGAAUACUUAAAAGUCAAAGUUUUGGGGCUGCAGAUGUAACUCAGUGGUAGAGUGCUUGCCUAGCAUGCACAAGGCACUGGGUUUGAUCUUAACCAAAAAAAAAAAAAAAAAGAAUAAAGGAAAAAAUCAAAAUUACCAAAACUUGCCAUUUCAUUUGAAUGAAUUAUUACAGAUAGUAACAUAGAUUUUUACUAUAAAAUCAAAAAGUUUUAGAUUAUACACGUGACAGAUUUUGAGUCUGUGCAUGCCCACCUUUCAUUAUUAACAAAGCUUUUGUUUAUAUGGUUGGAUUGGAAAUGCUCAUACUUCCCUACAAAUGAGCCAUAAGUUUUAGAACUUCCCUGCCAGCUCAAGAAGCUCAGCUCUGUUUUAUUCAUGCAGUGUAAUCACUGUUAUUUCUGCUUGGUUUCCUAGAAGGAAAAAGAAGUAGUGAUGACCCUCAUGAAUGACCCAGGCAUCCACAUUCUUCUUAGAAACUGCUGUGAAAAGCAGUUUAUGUUUGUAGGGUUUUAAAGUCAGUAAGAAAGAGAAUGAUUGAGCUCAAACCCACUCUAGAAUUAGGAAAGAAAGAUUAAAGCAUGUUAUAUAUUGAUACCAAGAUUUUUUUCCCCCAAAAUGGUUCUGUAAUUUGAUAAUCAUUUCAUUUAUAGUGUUAUCAAGCUAUUUCCUGGUAGUCUGUACUUCCAUGGCUUGCUAUAUGAAAUUACAUUUUUACAUGUAAGAAUAAGAAAUGUCUAAUGAUAAAACAUAGAAAUAACAUUAGAUCCAUGUUUCAAAAUUUCUUAUGUGAAAUGACAAAAUAUGAAAAUGAACAUUAAAUGAUGGGUUUGCAUUAAAAUAGGGAAAACAGAGCAGUACAUACUCAAAUAUGUACAGAACAUCAAAAAAUUAGGUAUUCUGUACAAGAAAAUAUGUGGAAAUAGUUUGCUAUUUUUGUAUACAUUUCCAAAAUAUUAAGGUAACUUUCUGUAAAACUAGACUGAUUCUGUUUGACUAAAUCACUAUCCUUUCUGACACAUGCUACUUUUUAAAAUAUUGUAUCAUAAGUUCAGCCUGUUAUAUUUUUUGCAUUGCUCAUUAUGGAUACCAGACCAUUUGCAAGUGUGGUUAAAGAGCAAAAUGCUUAUUUACAUCUCUAGUAAACACUGUUACAGGAUUCAUGAACUUGAAUAAUUCUACAGUUUGAAACUCUGAUACUAUAUAUACAUGGCAUAAUGUAUUCAGACUUUGAUUACUACAUAUUUAAAAUGGAAUGUUUUAUGGUUGUGCAUAUGGAUGUGAAGUGAAAAUAUUAGCCUUAACUUUAAAAUUUGGGUAUUUGAUAGUGUUUAUUUUGAUAUUGGUGAAUUAGUCACCGGUAAAUUUUAAAAAAAGCACUUGGUUGAAAAUCGUACUUGAAUACAUACAUGCAUGCUGCUAAACUAGAACUUUAAUUUUUCCCCAUAACUUUUAUAAGUCCCAUUUAUAAACCCACUUUUAAAAAUAACAGGUCCAAGUUAGAGUGAUGUGUGUAUAUUAUUCCAAAAAAAUGUACUGGUGUGAUAUCUUGUAUGAAUGAUCAUUUAAAUACAGUACAUUACUGUAGAAACUAAAUCAACCUUUAUAAUUAAGCAGAAAUUAUAAACUAGGAAUAAUCAACAUUGUAAAAUAUGUUAAUAAAAACCUGCUGUCAUUUGGUUUGUGAAAGGUC